Messenger RNA from Mercurialis annua (annual mercury), 894 nucleotides. RefSeq lists its product as uncharacterized. Bases 1 to 894 code for a protein of 297 amino acids. The record is from RefSeq and is a predicted model, not a curated record. The transcript has 6 exons. NCBI's taxonomy places the organism in Eukaryota, Viridiplantae, Streptophyta, Magnoliopsida, Malpighiales, Euphorbiaceae.
AUGGUAAAGUUGUUGGCAUCUUAUAAUGAGAGUGUUCAUAAAGUGGUUUUUGAGAAUGCUCCAAAGAAUGCAAAACAUAUAUCUCUUGAUGUUCAGAAGAAGAUCCUAAAUAUUUUUGCAAAGAAAGAAGGUCGUACAAUACUUGUGACUUUUAAAAAUAACAUAUUUGCUGUUCUUUCUUAUCACAACUUAAGCACUCAUAAUAUUCGAGCUCAGGGUUACGAUGGUGCAAGUAAUAUACUUCAAUUAGCAUUGGUUGGAGUAUCUAGAAAGGUAAUUGACAUUUAUAAUUUUUUUAGUCAGUUAUUUGUUAUCAUUAGUGUUGUCAGUGCUUCUUGUAAAAGACAAGAUGAACUAAGGGCUGUUCAAACUACAAAUAUUUCCAAUGUAUUUGAUGUGUUUGAUGCGACUUGCACUGUUCUAGAAAAUAUCAUCAAGGAUGGAAACUAUUCUCAAUGUGGAGAUGCAGACAGAAAAGCUCAAGAUAUUUUAAACGCUCUUGAUUUAGUUUCUACCACAAAAAGAUUGAUUCAAAAUAUGAGAGAAUGUGGAUGGGAGAAGUUUAUUAAAGAAGUCAAAUCCUUUUGUGAGAAGCAUGAAGUAUUGAUCCCCAAUAUGAAUGCUCCUUUUUCCAUUCGUCGAAGUAGGUGUCGUUCUAAGGAAACUAAUAUCUUUGUUGGUCACCACUAUCAUUCUUCUCUAGAUCCGAAAGAUAAUUACAGGUUGUUCAAUUCUGAUAGUAUAUACAAUCUUGUAGAAAAAAUAUAUCCUGAAGAUUUCACAGAACAAGAAAAGUUACAUUUGAAGAUUCAACUACAUCACUAUGAGCCUGAUGUUCCUCAACAUACAAAGUUGAAGAAUUAUCUACUCUUUCAGAAUUAUGUCAAGUAUUGA